This is a messenger RNA of Cylicostephanus goldi, 1029 nucleotides long. NCBI's taxonomy places the organism in Eukaryota, Metazoa, Nematoda, Chromadorea, Rhabditida, Strongylidae. The record is from the annotation of a GenBank genome assembly.
AUGUAAAUCUACCCUUUCUGUUUCCGACCUUCUUGAAUCAUAUUUCUGAAUUCUAGGCAUCGAUCCCAGAGAGAAGCAGAGAUUAGAGGAAGAAAGUCUCUUGGAAAGCGUCACUCAAAACAGUGCACUUCAUGCUGCAGUUGAGAUUGCGCAGGGAGUACAGUACACAGAAUCCUUCAAAACAUCUUGGCGACCGCCAUCUCAUAUACGGAAUCAAUCUGAGGAGGAUUUUGAUGCGUUCAGAAAAAGAAGAGGAAUCACUGCUGAGGGAUUAGAUGUACCUCCACCUAUUGGAAGUUUCCUGGAAAUGAAAUUUCCAAAACCAAUACUUCUUGCUCUCAAGGACAAAGACAUCUAUAUUCCAACUGCCAUCCAAAUGCAGGGAAUCCCAGUAGCACUUUCUGGACGUGAUAUGAUUGGUAUCGCUUCCACGGGUUCUGGAAAGACCAUCACAUUUGCGCUGCCAAUGAUAAUGUUUUGCUUGGAGCAAGAGUAUGUGUUACCUUUUGAGCGCGGUGAGGGACCAUACGCUCUGAUUAUUGUACCAUCGCGUGAAUUGGCAAGGCAAAUCUAUGACGUUAUUAUGGAAAUCUUGCAAUGGCUAGAAAAAGAUCACAAGAUGCCUAAGAUUCGAGCUGGACUUUGCAUCGGAGGAGAACCAAUUCGAGAACAAGCACAAGUGUUCAAAGAGGGAGUUCAUAUCUGUGUUGCUACUCCAGGUCGAUUAUCAGAUAUGCUUACAAAGAAGAUCUUCAACCUUGAGGCAACUGGACUUUGCAUCGGAGGAGAACCAAUUCGAGAGCAAGCGCAAGUUUUCAAAGAGGGAGUCCAUAUCUGCGUUGCCACACCAGGUCGAUUAUCAGAUAUGCUUACAAAGAAGAUCUUUAAUCUUGAGAUUUGCCGCUAUCUGGUGCUUGAUGAAGCUGACAGAAUGUUGGACAUGGGUUUUGAAGACGAGCUCAAGUCCAUCUUUGCUUUUUUCAAGGUUAGCAGACUCUUAUUCAGAAAUGGCAGAUUAACCGUCUAAAA